Zea mays is the source of this 2855-nucleotide messenger RNA. Its product is annotated as putative disease resistance protein. The record is from RefSeq and is marked validated. Gene Ontology annotation, molecular function: ADP binding. The transcript has 4 exons. The coding region runs from base 150 to 2726 and encodes 858 amino acids. Lineage: Eukaryota; Viridiplantae; Streptophyta; Magnoliopsida; Poales; Poaceae.
CGCGACGGCUGCCUCCACCACGCCGAUGGCGACCGCUCACUCACCCAGCUGAACAACUCCGCCGAGCACGCGCAAGCAGCAGGAGCGAUAGAGAUAGAGGAAGGCGACGAGGAGCUCGGUCCGAGCUACUAGCUGCGGCUGCGGCGACCAUGGAGUUGGACCGGCUGCUGCUCGACCAGCUGGCUGGCGAGGCCCUGCGGGAGCUGCUGCACGCCGUCCAGGGCACCCUGUUCUGCCGCUCCACUGCCGAGCGCCUGCGCCGGAGCGUCGAGCCGCUGUUGCCGCUCGUGCAGGGCCUCGGCCCGCACGCCCAGCGCUCCGCGGGGGACCUCGGCGAGCUCGCGGCGCGGGUCAGGGAGGCGCUCGACCUGGCCCGCCGCGCCGCCACGUCCCCGCGCUGGAACGUCUACCGCUCCGCGCAGCUGUCGCGCCGGAUGGAGGCGGCCGACCGCGGCAUCGCGCGCUGGCUGGAGCGCCACGCCCCCGCGCACGUCAUCGGCAACGUGCGCGGUCUCCGCGACGAGUCCCACGCGCGCAUCGCCCGCCUCGAGCGCCGCGUUGACGAGAUCGCCGCCAGCGCCGCGCAGCCGCCGCCCCCAGCCCUCUCCGUCCCCGUCGCGCCGCACAAGGGCGUGACCAUGCCGAUGGAGGUGCCAACUCACAAGGGCAUGGCUAUGCCGAUGCCGAUGCCGGUUCCUGUGCAGGCGGUGCCCGCCAAAGCCGGGGUGGUGGCCAUGGACAUGGACCUCACCGAGGGACACGAAAACGAGGGGAUGGUUGGCGCCGGCGUUAAGGUGGCCAAGGAAAAGGUGAAGGAGAUGGUUAUGAGCGGCGGCGGCGGCGGCUGGGAGGUGGUCGGUAUCUCCGGCAUGGGCGGCAGCGGCAAGACCACGCUCGCCAUGGAGAUCUUCAGGGAUCAUAAGGUCCGAGCCUACUUCAAUGAUAGGAUCUUCUUUGAGACGAUCUCACAAUCCGCAAACUUGGAGGCCAUCAAGAUGAAGCUGUGGGAGCAGAUCAGCGGCAACAUGGUGCUCGGUGCAUACAACCAGAUCCCAGAAUGGCAGCUCAAGUUAGGACCAAGAGACCGAGGGCCUGUCCUUGUGAUCCUUGACGACGUUUGGUCUCUCCCACAGCUCGAGGAGCUCACCUUCAGGUUCCCUGGGUGCAAGACUCUAGUUGUAUCGAGGUUCAAGUUCCCCACACUGGUAAAACAGACAUACGAAAUGCAGUUGCUAGACGAGGCGGCGGCCUUGUCCGUCUUCUGCCGUGCCGCUUUCGAUCAGGAGUGUGUUCCGCGGACUGCUGACAAGAGAUUGGUCAGGCAGGUCUCUGCAGAGUGCAGGGGCCUUCCACUGGCUCUGAAGGUUAUUGGUGCGUCAUUGCGCGACCAGCCUCCUAAGAUCUGGCUCAGCGCCAAGAACCGGCUGUCUCGAGGAGAGGCUAUUUCCGACUCCCAUGAGACCAAGCUUCUAGAGAGGAUGGCGGCAAGUGUCGAGUGCUUGUCGGAGAAGGUCAGAGACUGCUUCCUUGAUCUGGGAUGCUUCCCGGAGGACAAGAAGAUCCCCCUUGAUGUCUUGAUCAACAUCUGGAUGGAGGUUCAUGAUCUUGAUGAACCAGAUGCUUUCGCCAUCUUGGUUGAGCUUUCGAACAAGAACCUUCUUACCCUCGUUAACGAUGCACAGAACAAGGCUGGAGAUUUGUACAGCAGCUACCAUGACUACUCGGUGACACAGCAUGAUGUGCUGAGAGAUCUUGCUCUUCACAUGAGUGGGCGUGACCCUCUGAACAAGCGUAGGCGGUUGGUGAUGCCGAGAAGAGAAGAGACACUUCCAAAGGACUGGCAGAGGAAUAAGGAUACCCCGUUUGAAGCUCAGAUAGUUUCCAUUCAUACAGGUGAAAUGAAGGGAUCUGACUGGUUCCAGAUGAACUUCCCCAAGGCAGAAGUGCUCAUCCUCAACUUCGCCUCAAGCCUGUACUACCUCCCGCCGUUCAUCGCGUCGAUGCAGAACCUGAAAGCCCUGGUGCUGAUCAACUACGGCACCAGCAGCGCGGCCCUUGACAACCUAUCCGCCUUCACCACGCUGAACGGCCUGAGGAGUCUCUGGCUGGAGAAGAUCAGGCUCCCGCCGCUGCCGAAGACCACCAUCCCGCUGAAGAACCUGCACAAGAUCUCGCUCGUCCUCUGCGAGCUGAACAGCAGCCUGAGAGGGUCGACGAUGGACCUGUCCAUGACAUUCCCGCGCCUCUCCAACCUCACGAUCGACCACUGCAUAGACCUAAAGGAGCUGCCAGCAAGCAUCUGCGAGAUCGGCUCCCUGGAGACCGUCUCCAUCUCCAACUGCCACGACCUCACCGAGCUGCCAUACGAGCUGGGCAAGCUGCACUGCCUCAGCAUCCUCCGGGUGUACGCCUGCCCGGCGCUGUGGCGGCUCCCGGCGUCGGUGUGCAGCCUGAAGAGGCUCAAGUACCUCGACAUAUCCCAGUGCAUCAACCUGACGGACCUCCCGGAGGAGCUCGGACACCUGACGAGCCUCGAGAAGAUCGACAUGCGGGAGUGCUCGCGCCUGAGGAGCCUCCCGAGGUCGUCGUCCUCCCUCAAGUCCCUCGGCCACGUCGUGUGCGACGAGGAGACGGCGCUGCUGUGGCGGGAGGCCGAGCAGGUCAUCCCUGACCUCCGGGUGCAGGUGGCCGAAGAGUGCUACAACCUGGACUGGCUAGCGGACUGAUGUCAGAUUCUGGAUGCUACCGCUUCCAAACUGACCAUGUACAUAUAUGAUGAUAACGAUGAUGUUUAGAUGUUGCUUCCCCUGUGUAGUGCAGGGAAGAGAAUCAUCAAUCCACUGGCCGAUUUUGAC